GUUGUGUGACUCAUGUAGCAUGGGAGAGUUCUUGUGGCAAUCUAGUGCAGAUCAGGUCUCAAUUCACAGGAUGGUUUGCUUUAUGAAAGUAUACCCUGGAGAACAUGGGAUAAAAUUGAAGGUCACCCACCUCUCUCUUCAGAUUUGUUCAUUUUUACAUGGAAGUGACUAUUCAGAUUUCCGCUUGAUAGUAUGUGAAUAGACAUAAAUGCUUCUUUAGCACCAGGCAUGAUUUCAGACUACAGAAUAGCUAGAGAGGGCAAAUUGCCAGCACAAAGGUCAGCAGCGUUCAGUUCUUAAUAGACUAUAGUGGGAGACUAAAAUUAGAAGCACUGAUGGAAAUUAUAAGUUCCCUUCAGAUCCCAACUGAACCACAAGCAAUGUGAUCCUUUACUUGGUUUAUACUGUCGCGAAACACAUAUGUUUGUUUAUCUGUGCCGAUAGCAGCAAAAGCAUUUUACUGUUUCAGCUGAAAGCAGCAGGAAUAGCAAUCCAGUUACUUUCAAAACCACCUCAGCAAGUAGCAGCAUUGCUGAAGGUUUAGUCACCUGCUUGUUCUUGUCAAAGGCCGGCACGGUAAAGCAGACGAACUGGAAAGCCUGGUAUUGCACAGCUGAGGGCUGAAGUUCGAGAGACAGGCGAAUCGAUGCUUCCUCGCCCUCCCUUUCCUGUGUGGCUUGUUCAGAUGAUAUUUGCCUUUCCAAGGAUUUCCCCUUACUUAUCAAUGUUUUGACAUCACUCCUGUGAAAACUGUCCCAGCUCUCUCACUGUUACCAUCUCCAGCUUCAUACCAGAACUGCUGCUGGCCGUAACUGCAGCUGAAACCAGAAGGAAAUGAGUUGGCUCCGUGCUUGCUUCAUAGACAGAGGUUCUCGUACUGAGACUGAAGCUAUGAAAAGGCAAAGCUCUGAUCAGGAGCAUGAAGUUAUUGAAUUACAACAAGUUAAUGGAGAAGAAAGUGAAGUCGAUCACAAGAAGCCUCUGAAUUCUCCAGCAGCUGCGAUGAGCAAGGAGAGAGAUCAUUGGAAAUCAUGCAGGAAAGUCAUUUUUUGGAAGUGUAAACUAUGGAUGGUUUUAACUACAAUUUUUGUAGUAUUGUUCCUGGUCAUUCUCAUCAGCUUAGUUCUAUAUUCUAAUGUUUACACAGAUGAGGAUGACUAUUGGGAUGCUGAUGCACUACUACAUAGUGGAAAUUAUCACAAUUUUUCUGGAAAGUUCAAGUUAAUGUGUGGUCUUCCACACCUUUUUGCUGAUGACAUUACUAAGAAGUUAACAGACGUCUACAGUUCAUCUCCAGCUCUAGGACGCUACUUUAGGUCAGCUCAAGUGGUUCAUUUCAGCAAUGAAAGCUCCACUGUAUUUUACCAGCUAGAGUUCUCUGUACCGCCAUCAGCAGAGGGGUUUAUGGAAAAUUUAAUGGACCCAGAUUUUAUAAGAAACAUUCUACGUCAGAAUAUUUAUGAUGAAGAAGAUACUUUUUAUCCUGGGACAUCUGAAUGUAACACGUUAAAGCUUGACCCAGCUUCUCUCACAUCAACAUAGAAAUAAUGGACCCCUCAUCUUUCUCACCUUCUAGAAGAGAUGGGCUUCUACUGUCUGUUGGUAAUCCCAGGUUAGGGAGCUAUUCGUUAGGUUGAAACACUUCUAAAGAUGGUUUUCUUCAAAUGAAAAUGUGGUGUAUUGCUAACAGUAUUGUACUCCUAGAACAUUGCUACCUCCUUCUUCAUUUUUGUCCUGACUUAUGAGUAACCCAUUCCAGUCUUGUGAAAAUCAUAUACCUUGCUUGAUAAAGUGCUCUACUGACUUGGAAAACUCUAAUUUGUCUUAUGAUGAAAUCUAGAUUCCCUGCUCGAGCUUUAAAAACAGUCCUGUGUGUCUCCUCUCUUUUGCUCUUGGCUUAUGCAAAAUUAUCCGUACAACUUCAUCCUUAAUUUUCAUGUUCACCCAUGCUCAUGUCUUUUACUUUUUUUCCCCCACCAACUUCAUCUGACAUAUCCUCCCUGGUGUUCUUUCCUCUCAAAACAACCUUAAAACUUAAAUAUUCUUUUGUUUCCUUUAAUUGUAUGCAAAACCUUUGCACUUCCUUCUUAAGUAAGCUGGAACUCUCAUCAUCCCCUUGUUCAUUCUAUACUCUUCCUAGAGAAGGUCUCAUCAGCACUGUUUUUCCUCUUCUGUAAUGUGAAAUAAAAAUGAAGAAGGAAGAAACAUCGGGAAGAAACAUGACUUGUUCACUAAUGCAUCUGAAUGCUGCAGAAAUCUUUCAAGGGUCAAAUUAGCUGUGUACUUCAGUAAUUGGCUACUGGUGCUUGUGAAAAGACACCUAUUAGACCCACAUCUCUAAAUUCAAAGGAAAACGGGUCUACACCCUUCUAAUACCCCCUCCCCUGGCAGUGGGGGGAAAAAAAAAAGGAAUGAACAAAUGCAAAAUUCUUGCCUUAAUAAGGCAGCAGUUGUUGACAAUAAAGCAUAUGGGACAGACCAAUGCCAAGAAAAAGGUGCUGAAGCAGAUCAUGUAGGCCAGUGUGGCAUGAAAGUUACAGCCAGUAACUGGUUAUAAUAUUAAAACUAAAAAUUAAGCAUUAAUUUUUUGAGGAACAUGAAAGCUUCACUACCAUGUUAGUGAAGCGUAGCAACUUCUCACUUAGAAACGUUUGUAGCCUGUAUAAAUGUUAAUGUUGUAUAGGAAAAAUUAUUUUUAGAAACUUUUUGUACUGGGAGAAAUAUGAUGAAUUGUUUGUUUUUUCUAAUGUUUAUUUAAGGAAUCUGAUGACUAUAUUGUACAUUAAAUUAUUUAUUUUUACUC
Molecule: messenger RNA, 2803 nt
Organism: Cygnus olor (mute swan)
Lineage: Eukaryota; Metazoa; Chordata; Aves; Anseriformes; Anatidae
Gene: C1H3orf52
Product: chromosome 1 C3orf52 homolog
Exons: 6
Coding region: 835-1542 (235 amino acids)
Source: RefSeq, a predicted model, not a curated record